CCUCUUCUGCCACCGCCUGCCGAGCAACAGUUGCGCUCUAGAACCCGAACCACCGAGGAGGGAGGAAGCCGCCGCCGCCACCCCCAGCUCGCCCUCCGCCGGCAUGGGCACAGGCAGCAGCAGCUGCAGCCCUGCCCGCCGCUGGAGGAGACCGCGGUGGGGCAGCGGGAGCGGCAGCGCCCCCGCCAGGCCGUGCGGGGCAGAAGAGCGGGAGAGGGCGGACGCAGGGGCCAGGUGCGGCCCCGCGCUGGCGCAGGCUCCUCUGCCGCCGCUAGGGGAGCCCGACUCGGACUCGGAGCUGCUGGACCAAGUGCUGGCGGAAUGCGAUGCUGACGGGCCGGUACAGCCGCCUUGUCCCCACCCCUCGCGCCUCGCCGGGCAUUCCUCCUCCAGCCCGGCAGGGGGCGGCGAGGGGGACCAAGCCCGCGGGGACCGGCAGAUUUUAUUAUCAAGAGCCAUCCCAGCUUCGGAGAACAGUAACUUCGCCAACAACCUCCCACUCAAGAAAGCUGAGAGAAAGUCCAAGACAUCCUACGACUAUUCUGAAGAGGAGAUGAUGGCGGCUAUCGAAAAAGAAUAUGGUCGCUGAAGUCCAUUGCCGCCAUACCAGAAUGAAUCUGAACAGGAUCACUGUUGCUGCAAAGAUAAACAUUCUAAGGAAUACUGCAAGUUUAAUCAAAUUGGGGAAGUGGGGGAACAAAUAAGACUGAAUUGAAGGAACGCCACAAGGAAACAUCAUCUUGGUCUUAGGAGCAAACUAUCUGAAAACUUACUUCAAAAGGGCAACUGCCUUACUUUUUUGGGGGGGAGGGGGUUGGAAUCUAAUGUUGACCCCUUUAGCCCUAAACAUACAUGCAAUCUGUGUUUCUGUCAGACAUUUGCCUCUUUAUAGUUAAAAACUCUACUUGACUAAUAGAAAUGAUCAGCAAGGAAGAUCAACCUUCCAUCAUCCCUAAGGGCUGGCCAAGACAUCAGUUUUCCAUGAUCAGGCUAAUAGUUGAGCAGGUAAAAAGCAGAUUCUGUCUCAUCCCCACUCCUUGGUUUCCCUGGCAUUUUAGAAAACCAGGGGCUGUGCAGCCUCUCCAUCUGAAGUACUAUACUCAGCAUCACAGUUGCAGUUGAAAUGUUACUUCCAGUCCCACAGAGUUCACUGAAAACACCUGGUGGGGUUUUCUUCUUCCAUGAAACCAUCCUGCCCCCAGCAAGCAGGUUUGAAAAGUAUAAGAAAGGCUAGAGUUCCCGAAACUAAAUCUUUCCACCCCCAGAAUCAGUUUCCAAAAAAGCCUUGAAUGCCUAUGGGCAUCACACUCACAGUUCUUGAGACACUCAUGGCGGCCAACAUAUUAUUGGGAUUUGAAUCCUAUCUUAGCAGUUGUCAAAGUAAUAUUACUGGACCACCAAAGCAGAACUGGUUAAAAUUUUGCUCUUUUGAGCCGCCUGUUCUCUAAUGUUUCUCAGCCUUUUGAUGUCAUAAAAAUGCCUUCUUAUAAGGUGCUCUGGCCUGAUUUAGCCUUGCCAAUUCUAAAUCACUUGGUUAUGUGAGAAGAAUGGGAAUAGGAAAGGUUGAAGAAAAAUUAACUGCCCAGAAUUGUAAAUUCCAUUUUACUGGAAGAGGAAUUAUAACUGAGCCCUUUGGAGUAGGAAGACAAGACACAAAGACUCCCUUCUUCCCUGAAAUGAUUGAUGGGUAGUGCAAGAGGUCCCUGACCUGAGCAGUACACUACAGAGGAGGGAAGACAACCUCCAUACAUCAUCAGCCCCUUGAGGCAGUGAUAACAGCACUGUAAAGAAGACCCAGCAGCUUCAUGCUUGGGGCUAACCAAGCUGUUUUUCGUCCCUUCACAAUUCUAUAUACUUUCACGGGAUUAAGCAGUUCAGUUUUCCCUCCUCUGCUGUUUCUUUAACUGACCCUCAGCUGUUAUUAAAAUUCCAAGCCUC
Messenger RNA from Heteronotia binoei (common prickly gecko), 1938 nucleotides. It is a transcript of the gene CYS1, whose product is annotated as cystin 1. The record is from RefSeq and is a predicted model, not a curated record. The transcript has 3 exons. The coding region runs from base 104 to 589 and encodes 161 amino acids. NCBI's taxonomy places the organism in Eukaryota, Metazoa, Chordata, Lepidosauria, Squamata, Gekkonidae.